Molecule: messenger RNA, 2058 nt
Organism: Cygnus atratus (black swan)
Lineage: Eukaryota; Metazoa; Chordata; Aves; Anseriformes; Anatidae
Gene: ALG8
Product: ALG8 alpha-1,3-glucosyltransferase
Exons: 13
Coding region: 47-1612 (521 amino acids)
Biological process (GO): protein N-linked glycosylation
Cellular component (GO): endoplasmic reticulum membrane
Molecular function (GO): dolichyl pyrophosphate Glc1Man9GlcNAc2 alpha-1,3-glucosyltransferase activity
Source: RefSeq, a predicted model, not a curated record
UGCGUGGGGGGGGGGGGAGUGGACGCGUAAUGGCGGCGGGCCCAUAAUGGCGGCGAGCGGGAGGAGCUGGUUCGGCGCCCUGGCGCUCGGCGUCUCCUUCCUCAAGUGCCUCCUCAUCCCCACGUAUCAUUCCACAGAUUUUGAAGUGCACAGGAAUUGGCUUGCCAUCACGCACAAUUUACCUCUCUCUCAGUGGUACUAUGAAGCAACUUCAGAAUGGACCCUGGAUUAUCCACCUUUUUUUGCUUGGUUUGAGUAUGCGCUAUCACAUAUUGCCAAGUACUUCGACCCCAAGAUGUUGGUCAUUGAAAAUCUAAAUUACAGCAGUCAUGCAACCGUCUUCUUCCAAAGAUUUUCAGUCAUCUUUACGGAUAUCCUUUUCAUCUAUGCAGUUCGUGAAUGCUGCCGAUAUGUAAGUGGGAAGCGAGCUGCAAAGGAUAUUUUGGAAAAACCAACGUUUAUUCUUGCUGUUCUGCUCUUGUGGAACUUCGGGCUGUUAAUUGUGGAUCAUAUUCACUUUCAGUACAAUGGCUUUCUAUUUGGCCUGAUGCUUCUCUCUGUUGCUCGACUAUGUCAGAAAAGGUAUUUGGAGGGCGCUCUUCUUUUUGCUAUUCUUCUGCAUUUCAAACACAUCUACGUGUAUGUGGCCCCAGCAUACGGCAUUUAUUUGCUGCGAUCCUAUUGUUUUACUGCAAAUAAUGCAGAUGGAUCCCUGAAGUGGAGGAGUUUCAGCUUUCUUCACGUAACUCUUCUGGCAUUGAUUGUUUGUCUUGUUUCAGCUCUUUCGUUGGGCCCCUUCAUAGUGUUGGGCCAGCUGCCUCAAGUCAUUUCACGGCUCUUCCCUUUCAAGCGAGGCCUCUGCCAUGCUUACUGGGCCCCAAACUUCUGGGCUUUGUACAAUGCCGUGGAUAAAGCGCUCACAGUUGUUGGCUUAAAGUACAACUUCCUUGAUCCCACAAAAAUUCCUAAAGCCUCAAUGACAGGAGGGCUGGUUCAAGAAUUUCAGCACACUGUCCUUCCUUCUGUGACUCCGCUGGCAACGUUGGUCUGUACUUUCAUAUCUAUCUUGCCCUCUGUUUUCUGUCUUUGGUUUAAACCUCAAGGGCCCAGAGGCUUCCUUCGGUGCCUUGUUCUUUGUGCAUUGAGCUCCUUCAUGUUUGGUUGGCACGUGCAUGAAAAAGCAAUACUCCUCGCUAUUCUGCCUUUAAGCUUGUUGUCUGUUCAGAGAGCAAAGGAUGCUGGCAUCUACUUGAUCCUGACAACCACAGGGCAUUUCUCCCUUUUCCCGUUGCUGUUCACAGCACCAGAACUUCCAAUCAAAAUACUGCUUAUGCUGCUGUUUACAGUUUAUAGCUUCUCUUCGCUGAAAUCUCUAUUCAGGAGAGAGAGGCCUCUCCUUAACUGGCUUGAAAUAAUCUACCUCGUCCAACUGGUGCCUUUGGAAAUCUUCUGUGAAAUUGUAUUUCCUCUGACCUCCUGGAAGCUGCAGUUUCCUUUUGUCCCUCUGUUGCUGACCUCUGUUUACUGUGCUCUGGGUGUCACGUACGCUUGGCUGAAACUGUACAUCUGUGUCUUGACUGAGCACGUUUUUGUGAGGCAGAAGGCUGAGUAAAGCUGUGUUGGUGGGACCCAUUCCAGGUUACCCCUUUGAGGGGAUUAUCCAGCACGGUGAGGUGUUGUUGUAAGGACAUAUGCUGCCUUACAGCCAGCUGUGUGUGUACCAUCUCCGUGAGGAGAGUUUGUCUUUUUGCUUCUGUACUGUCCAACUACUAUACCUCUGAUCAGAAACACUCAUCACAAUAACGUGGUCCACUGAGACGACACUUUGCCAUGAAUAAACUGUGAAGCUUAACGAAAAAGGAUUUUGUAUUCAUAUUGACUAUGUAAGAGGUUCAGACUUCUGUCCUGAGGAAAACCUGCCUGGCUUUCCCGUUACUGUCUGUAUUUUAAUAAAAAGGGAACCAGAAAUUACAAGAGGUCAUUGCUGUGUAGAGAGAGCAUUGUAACUGCAUACUGUGGAAUAUGAAAAUAAAAGGAACUUUGGUCUCUUUGUUUUCA